Lactuca virosa is the source of this 651-nucleotide messenger RNA. The record is from the annotation of a GenBank genome assembly. NCBI's taxonomy places the organism in Eukaryota, Viridiplantae, Streptophyta, Magnoliopsida, Asterales, Asteraceae.
AUGGCAAUUAAGCUUUUCGUUGGUAUAUUUUUCGGGUUUUUGAUGUGCACAAUUGACAUUGCUCAUGGUAGAAAGCUUGUUGAAAAGGAAAAUCAACCCAUUGCACAUGUAGAGGGUUCAAGUAAGAUUGGUUGUUCCACGGGAGAUAUGAUAUGUGGAGGAGGGCAUAAAUAUAAUAGAAAAGAAUCUCUCAAGGAAAAUAUUGGAGGAAUGUUCAAGGCAAGUAUUGGAAUAAGCUACGCCGAUGAUAAUGGAGAAAGAACUAAGAAUAUACAAGGAAGAGGAUGUGUGAAUGGUGAAGUUGGUUGUAAUGAUCUUAGUAGAAGAAACGGAAACAACCGGAACAAAAUCUACGCCAAAAAUAAAAGCUAUUCCAACAAAAAUGACUACUUAAACAUUGAAAAAAACGUCGCCAUCAGUAAUAACAACAGAAAUAACAAAAACAACAACGGUAGCCGCAACAAUAUUGGAAACAGAAGUGGUAGCAACAAUGGUGUCAUCAACGGAAAUAUUUCCCAAAACGGCAACCAAACCGUUAACGGUAAUGGCAGUGGUAAUAACAAUAGUGUUGGAAUUGGGGAUGAGAGCGGAAAGGGUAACAACGCCUUCAACUACAGUGAAGGAUCUUCUAGAGAUCCUGGUUUAAUCUGA